Papilio xuthus (Asian swallowtail) is the source of this 383-nucleotide messenger RNA. RefSeq lists its product as uncharacterized. Lineage: Eukaryota; Metazoa; Arthropoda; Insecta; Lepidoptera; Papilionidae. The coding region runs from base 95 to 328 and encodes 77 amino acids. The record is from RefSeq and is a predicted model, not a curated record. The transcript is spliced from 3 exons.
UAUUGACGUCAAAUAAAGUCAAAAAGCCAACGCAAAUUAACAAUCUUUGCGAAAUUGUUAUUUACGCAGAAAUUAUUUAAGGUCUAGUUGAAAAAUGGACGAAAAGCCGAUGUUCGACCCUAACUCUGCCGAUCAGCUCACUAAAGAACGAGGAAUAUGUUUGCAAUAUGAUUGUGCAGUUAAAAGACUGUACGACGUGUUCCAGCAGUGCGAGAAAAGGGUUAAGAGUAAGGAAUACACUGCGGAGACAUGUGAAGAAGAAAUUAUUGACUUGAUGGAAGGAAUUGAUAGUUGUGUAGAUGACAGAGCGUUCAAUAAAUUUGUUUAAUCAACGUGUGUAUGAACCAAACCAAGUCUUUAUGUACUAAAUAAUUGUUACUAUC